Molecule: messenger RNA, 2255 nt
Organism: Ochlerotatus camptorhynchus
Lineage: Eukaryota; Metazoa; Arthropoda; Insecta; Diptera; Culicidae
Gene: lace
Product: lace
Exons: 7
Coding region: 285-1910 (541 amino acids)
Biological process (GO): sphingosine biosynthetic process; ceramide biosynthetic process
Cellular component (GO): serine palmitoyltransferase complex
Molecular function (GO): pyridoxal phosphate binding; serine C-palmitoyltransferase activity
Source: RefSeq, a predicted model, not a curated record
UGACUGAUAUAUAACUGUCAAAUUCGGUUAGUGCGGCAGAAACUGAGAGCUCGUGCGUACCUUCCGCACCGGGAAUCCUUGGGCCUGCCUGUCGUGUGCGUGUGUGUCCGUUUAUCUAUCGUGGUUUUGACUUUUCAUUAGCAUAUAUCGAUUUUGUGUGGAUCAGUGGUGCGCGAGUGGCGGAGCAGAGAAAAUCUGUGGCAGUAAUUUUUUAGAAAGUUUGCUUUUCUUCGGGUACGACUCAAAACGGGGCACUGCGGAUAGGUGUGUUUUCUACCGUAGGCAUGUCAGGACUUAAGGAAAACGGCCACGCCUUGCACAAUGGCAUGAUGAAUGGCCAUCACACCAUUCGGCCCCGAUUCCCGGAGCAUCAGCAAACCAAUGGCAAGAGCAUCUCGAAUGGCUUCAGCAAAUACCAGCUCGAACCACAGCCGAUGAACAAGGAGUACCAGAAAUCAUCGUACGAGCAGGUGCCACUCCACACUGCCUGCUUCACCUACCUGGGUUUCUAUCUGCUGAUGAUACUCGGUUACAUAAAUCAGUUAUUCUUCACCCCGAAAGUGGCAACCGAGAAGCAUCGAGACGGUUACGUUCCACUGUAUGAUGCAUUCGAGAAGUUCUAUCUUAGAUACGUCUAUCGACGGGUGAAAGAUUGUUGGAACAGACCCAUCUGUAGUGUUCCAGGUGCGGAGCUUACGCUUAAGGACAGAGUCACGAAAGACUACGGUUGGUCGUUCGAAUUCACCGGUACUGAGACGCGAUGUCUAAAUCUGGGAUCAUACAACUAUCUCGGUUUUGCCCAGAACGAGGGGCCAUGCGCAGAUGAAGCGGAAGAAUCAAUCAAAUCAUAUGGGCUGGCGGCUUGCAGCUCGCGGCGGGAAAUUGGCACCAACCCGUUGCAUAUGGAGCUGGAACAGCUGACGGCCCGGUUCCUCGGCGUUGAGGAUGCCAUUGUGUUCGGUAUGGGCUUCGCCACCAACUCGCUCAACAUUCCCACACUAAUCUCGCCCGGCUGUCUGGUGGUGAGUGACGAGAAGAACCACGCUUCGAUCAUUCUAGGCCUGCGGCUGUCCGGUGCCGUUACGAAAGUGUUCAACCACAACAGUAUGAAGGAUUUGGAACGUGUUCUGCAGGAAUCGAUUUCCACCGGUCAGCCCAAGACGGGCAAACCGUGGAAAAAGAUCCUGAUCAUCGUCGAAGGUGUGUUCAGUAUGGAGGGAUCGAUCGUCAAAUUGCCGGAGAUCGUAGCACUGAAAAAAAAGUACAAAGCUUACAUUUACCUGGAUGAGGCCCACAGCAUUGGGGCCACUGGUCCAUCGGGACGUGGUGUCCUCGAUUUCUACGACGUUGAUCCCAAUGAUAUUGACAUUCUCAUGGGUACAUUCACCAAAAGUUUCGGUUCUGCAGGAGGUUACAUCGCUGGUAACAAAAAAUUGAUUAAUUUCCUACGAGUAAACAGCCACGCGCACUGCUAUGCUAGUUCAAUGUCUCCGCCAGUCACACAGCAGAUUCUCACCUCUAUGAAGAUCAUCAUGGGACUUGAUGGAACUAAAGAAGGGAGCAAGCGUAUCGACCAACUAGCCCGAAAUACCAGAUAUUUCAGAAAGCGACUCGCACAGAUCGGGGUCAUUACCUACGGACAUGAAGAUUCUCCCGUUGUUCCGAUGUUGGUGUAUCUUUUCUCCAAAAUUGGUGCGGUCGUUCGUACGUUAACUUCGCGUAACAUUGCCGUCGUGGGAGUUGGUUUCCCGGCCACGCCUAUCAUGGAGGGACGGAUUCGCUUCUGCCUGUCCGCGGCACACACCAAAGAACAACUAGACUACGCCCUGUCGGUGAUCGACGAGAUUGGCGAAACGCUUGGACUCAAGUACUCGCGAAAGCCACGGGAUACCAGGCAGAUAGAAUAUUAGAUUGUUUGCAUUGGCAAACGCUGAACGAAGUGAAGAUAAAACCACACGGACAAACACGCAUGCAUCCAUAAAUUUAACAUAAGAUAGAAAGCAAAAGUAUGCCUUAUUAUGGAUAGAUGAAACCGGACAAAUCCACAUUUUAGCGACGACUAUGUUGCCGCAUUUAUUUGAGGAAAUUUCAUUAAUUGUGUAUUAUUAUUAUUUAUGAGAGGUUUUUUUUAAUCGUGGUACUUUUUGUUGAAAGUUAUUUUUCCCGUUACAUUCAAUAACAUUUAUUGUAAGAUGCAUUAAAGUUGAAGUUGUGAAACAAUACAAAUCGCUACCAGCUUUGUAAUAAUAGUAAAA